Molecule: messenger RNA, 3084 nt
Organism: Emys orbicularis (European pond turtle)
Lineage: Eukaryota; Metazoa; Chordata; Testudines; Emydidae
Gene: CD44
Product: CD44 molecule (IN blood group)
Exons: 20
Coding region: 1-3084 (1027 amino acids)
Biological process (GO): inflammatory response; positive regulation of ERK1 and ERK2 cascade; cell adhesion
Cellular component (GO): basolateral plasma membrane; macrophage migration inhibitory factor receptor complex; plasma membrane
Molecular function (GO): hyaluronic acid binding; cytokine receptor activity
Source: RefSeq, a predicted model, not a curated record
AUGGACACCUCCCAGGAGCCCUGGGCGAUCUCUAGCAACAACGAGGAGGACAUUGUUGAUGAGAAGGAGGAGAAGAAUGAGAGGCAGGCGAGCAGAGGAUCCAUUCUCCCCGACAGCCAAGAACUCUUUUUAACCCUGGAGCCCGUCCCUUCACAGGACCAGUUGGCAGUGGAGUGUGACGCCGGGGAAGGCACCUCUGUACUUGGCCAAAUGCCAAUAACCCCUGGCUCUUCAGAGACCAUAAAACAAAAUCUGGAGGAAUGUGAAGGAUGCCAUGUCCAUGAGAUGAGAGGCCACGAAUUGAAUGGGCCAUGGAGACUGAGCUGUACCCUCAUACUUACUGCAGUGGUGGUCUCUCCAGUUCAGAACAGAAGCAUGUUGGCAGAAGAAUUUAAUAUAAGUUGCAGAUAUGCAGGAGUUUUCCAUGUUGAGAAAAAUCGUCGCUACAGUCUCACACGAGAUGAGGCAGUUGAACUCUGCAAAGCUCUCAAUAGUACCCUGCCAACAAUGGACCAGAUGAAGAAAGCUCACAGUUUAGGAUUUGAAACUUGCAGGUAUGGUUACAUAGAAGACAAAAUUGUAAUUCCACGAAUCAAGCCAUAUUCUCUUUGUGCAGCAAAUAACACUGGAAUUUACAUACUCGUUUCAAACAUAACAGACCGGUAUGAUACAUAUUGUUAUAAUGCAUCAGAAACCAGGGAAAAGGCAUGUGAACCAAUCACAAGACUAGAUGUUUCUGGGCAUGAUAAUAAAAGCCAAAUAGGUAAUGUAUUGCUCAUAGAUAAUGAAGAUGGCUCACGUUACACUGAUGGUGUGAAACACACUGACCCAACUCCAUUUACAGAUGAUAACCAUGUGGGUAGUGGGUCAAUACAUGACGGAGAUGCAACAAACCCCACCAUCAUCGGAACUCACACGCCUGGUACCCCAUAUUAUGAAGAGAGAGCCCCAGAUGCACUGUCAACAGAUUAUUCUUCUGGGUCUGGCAGAAAGGAAGAUCAUCCCACAAGUACCAAUGAUAUUGCAACACACUUCGAUGACAAGCGGGGUGAAGAUUCAACUAUGAUUUCACUGAUAACUGAUGGUGUUCCUGGAAAAGAUCAUCCUAGCAAAGGACAGCAUCCCACAAGUACUACUGUGAACCCGCAUCAUGGUGCACAUGAGGAAACUUCCACCCAACAUGAGGGGAAUCCGUCCCCUGACAUUUGGUGGGGGUCCACUACAGAUCACAAGGAGCAGCAUCGAACCACAGCAACCAAGGAUAAGGAUUCACAAGAAUAUGAAACAGAUGAUGAAGAUUCACUGCAAGAUCCAUUACACUCUGGAUGGGACACAAAUGAUGACAUGGAACAGCACCCUCCAGUUACCAAUGUGGAUUCCCAUGGUGAUUACAAGCGUAUAGAAUCAACCCAAGAUCCCUUGUUGCAUAAUGUUUAUCUUGGAGUGGACAAAGAUGAGGACAAGUAUCCCACAAACACUACUGUGGGUAGUGUGAAGCCUGCACAUUUCCCUGCAAAGGAAAGAGAUCAUUCUUCUUCAAGUAUGACUGUGAAUAAUGAAAUAGGACGCAACACAUAUACUCCUACAGCAGUUGUGGUCUCCAAUGAAGGUGCCAAAAAUGAAGACACAACCCAAGAUCCUUUGUUGCAUAAUGUUUAUUUUGGAGUGGACAAAGAUGAGGACAAGUAUCCCACAAACACUACUGUGGAUAGUGUGAAGCCUGCACAUUUCCCUGCAAAGGAAAGAGAUCAUUCUUCUUCAAGUAUGACUGUGAAUAAUGAAAUAGGACGCAACACAUAUACUCCUACAGUUGUGGUCUCCAAUGAAGGUGGCAAAAAUGAAGACCCAACCCAAGAUCCACUGCUGAAUGGGGCUCAUCCUGGAUGGAGUGAUACAGUCAAGUAUUCCACAAAUACUACUAGAGAUGAUGUACUACCUGGAGUUAUUCCUUCACAUGGAAGUGAACAUUCAACUACAGCUAUGGUCUCCAAUGGUGGGACCAAACAUGAAGACUCAACCCAAGAUCCACUAUUGCAUACUGUUCAUCCUGGUUGGGGCAAUGCAGACAAGUAUCCCACGAAUGUCACUAGGGAUGAUGUGCUGCCUGGAAUUAUUCCUCAAAGUGAAAAAGAUCAGGAAAAGGAAUCUUCUCAUACAGCUGUUACCUCCAAUGAUGGUGCCAUAUAUGAAGACUCAAUCCAUGAUUCACUGCCUCCAGAUAAUCAACCAGGAUGGGGCAGUGAGGACAAAUAUCCCACAAAUACCUCCAGGGAUUAUGUCAUACCUGGACUUAUUCCUGAAAAUGAAGAUGAGUUUUAUACAGCUGUGGUCUCCAAUGAUGGUGCCACACAUGAAGACUCAACCCAAGAUCCAUUGUUGCACAGUGUUCAUCCUGGCUGGGGCAAUGAAGACAAGUAUCUCACAACUAUCUCUAGGGAUGAUGUGCUACCUGGAAUUAUUCCUCCAAGUGAAACUGAACAUAAAAAUGAAUCUUCUCAUACAGCAGUGGUCUCCAAUGAUGGCAUCAAACAUGAAGACUCAACUAAAGAUCCACUGUCACCUGGCAUUCAACCUGGAGGGGAUAAUGAAGACAAAUAUCCCACAAACAAUCCCAUUGAUAAUUUGAUACCUGGAGUUUUUUCUGACAUUGAAAUUGGACAUGGCAGAGGACCAGCUUCUACAGCCACCAGUUCUACACUUAACAAACACGAUGGCAGAAGAGCAAAUCCAUCUGGACAGGUCACAACACCAAAAACAGCUUCACAGCCGAGAUCAGCCCAAAUACCAGAAUGGCUGAUCAUAGUGGCUUCUCUUCUGGCGCUGACAUUGAUUCUGGCAGUCUGCAUUGCUGUCAACAGUCGGAGCAGAUGUGGGCAGAAGAAAAAGCUAGUGAUUAACAAUGGCAAAGGGUCAGUGUCAGACAAGAAGAUGGGUGGACUGAAUGGAGAAGCCAGCAAAUCUCAAGAAAUGGUGCACUUGGUAAAUAAACAACAGCCAGAUAAUCGAACAGGACCAUGUGAUGAAUUCCUGACCACAGACGAAACGAAAAAUCAACAAGAGGCUAACAUGAAGACUGGGAUGUAA